Molecule: messenger RNA, 956 nt
Organism: Manihot esculenta (cassava)
Lineage: Eukaryota; Viridiplantae; Streptophyta; Magnoliopsida; Malpighiales; Euphorbiaceae
Product: dual specificity protein phosphatase 1
Exons: 6
Coding region: 222-746 (174 amino acids)
Biological process (GO): negative regulation of MAPK cascade; protein dephosphorylation
Cellular component (GO): cytoplasm
Molecular function (GO): MAP kinase tyrosine/serine/threonine phosphatase activity; protein tyrosine/threonine phosphatase activity
Source: RefSeq, a predicted model, not a curated record
UGAUGAACCCCAUAACAAAUACGAAUAUUCUUUUCGUUUGUGUACGCUCCUUUCUGGACGAGAAUCAGAUACAGCAAUUGGAUGAUAAAAAAUAAUUUGAGAAUAAAUAUCUGCCAACAACAUUUCCCCCUCAGACCUGGAUUCUAAAGGGAGGAGAGAUUAACAGAGCUCUGAAGAAGGAGAAAUUUUACAUACAAGUGGACUGCUUGCUCUUCCUAACUAUGGAUAAGGUUGAAGAUUCAAUUAAGAAUCAAAUAGCUGCACUUUGGCGAGUUAUAAAUGUGACAAGAAGCUUUAAGGAGGACAACCUUCCUUGCCAAAUUGAAGAGGGCCUCUUCUUGGGUUCUUUUGGUGCUGCUAAUAAUAAGGAUGCACUAAAAAGCAAGAAUAUUACCCACAUCUUAACAGUAGCUAAUUCUUUGGCUCCUGCUCAUCGAGAUGAUUUUAUAUAUAAAGUCAUUGGAGUUGCGGAUAAAGAAGACACAAAUUUGAGACAAUACUUUGAUGAGUGUUUCAGUUUUAUUGAUCAAGCUAAAAGACAGGGUGGUGGUGUUUUGGUUCAUUGCUUUGUUGGAAGAUCCAGAAGUGUGACAAUUGUUGUCAGUUAUCUGAUGAGAAAGCAUGGAAUGAGCCUAUCCCAAGCUCUUGAUCAUGUGAAGAAAAGACGACCUCAGGCUGCUCCUAAUUUAGGUUUCAUCUCACAACUGCAAGACUUUGAGAAAUCUCUUCAAGGUGCAUCAACCUAGGCAUCCCAUCAUAAUGCGCAAGCAGAGAUGAGAAGGACAUGGAAAGGCUUAGCAUUGCAGAAUUCUGCUUUUCUUACACGUUGAAAAGAUAUAGCAAUAUGUCGGGGGCAGAAAACAAACAAUUGAUAGUAUAAACUUCAAAUACAGUAGCUCUAUGAUAUUUUGAGCUUGUUUCUUUCUUUAGUGAAAUGACUUCAUAAUUUACUUGUA